GGCUUAGCAGAAACCAAGAGCUAUGCCCAACUGCUAGUGCUACGAUGCUUGCAGAGUACUGGCAGCGCGAGCACUAUCGCUAUUGGUGCUGGAGUAGUCGGUGACAUUACGACCAGAGAAGAAAGAGGAGGAUACAUGGGAUACUUCCAGGCUGGCCUCCUGCUGCCAGUAGCUUUCGGACCUCUGAUUGGUGGCGCUCUGGCCGAUUCUCUAGGCUGGCGUUCCAUCUUUUGGUUCUUGACCAUCUAUGCUGUCGUGUUUCUGCUCGUACUGGUUGCAUUACUGCCCGAGACGCUGAGAUCACUCGUUGGUGAUGGUUCUGUUGCGCCACCAAUCCAUGCUGUCUCGUUGUUUUCAGCAUGCCUCGCGAGACAGGACCUAAAGCCGGCAGACAGCAGUCUAGCGUCCAAGAAGUGCAUCAAUGUGCUUGGAAGUAUCACCAUGCUGAUGGAACGCCGGCCAAUAUCCAGUAUCCUCUUCGUCGGUCUGUGCCACAUGGUCUGGCAGAUGGUGGUCACAGUGCUAUCAUCUGUCUUCCAAACCACCUACAACAUGUCUGACCUUCAGAUUGGUCUCGUGUAUCUUGCUAAUGGUGUAGGGCGUAUGUUGGGCACUCUAACCACCGGUAAACUGCUGGACGUCGAUUAUCGUCGCUGGAUGAAACGCACGUCACACUCAGACUCAUCGUGCUCACUCGAAAAGGUCCGGCUGCGCAUGUCUGUCUUCUACGGGCCUUUGCAGUGUAUCGCAGUCUUGGUAUUCGGUUGGGUUGUGGAUAGACAUGUUCAUGUCUCGGUGCCUAUCAUUUGCCUCUUCUUCAUCGGCUGGGCGGCCGCUUCCAUACAAAGUGUGGUCUCGACAUUCCUGGUUGAUCUUUAUCCUGACUGCAGUGCUUCUGCCACUGCAGCACUGAACAUUGUCCGUUGUCUUCUAGGCGCUGGCGGAACUGCUGCUGUGUCGCCGUGUAUUCGAGCGAUUGGCAUCGGCUGGACUCUUACUAUGUUCUCUGGAGUCAUGCUGUUACGCGGAGUGUUGAUGAUUGUUCAGAUCUUCUAUAGUCGCAAGGAGCGGGACAUUGCAACAUCGACAUGA
This is a messenger RNA of Aureobasidium subglaciale EXF-2481, 1092 nucleotides long. RefSeq lists its product as uncharacterized. Gene Ontology annotation, molecular function: transmembrane transporter activity. NCBI's taxonomy places the organism in Eukaryota, Fungi, Ascomycota, Dothideomycetes, Dothideales, Saccotheciaceae. The annotation marks the transcript as partial. The transcript has a single exon. The record is from RefSeq and is a predicted model, not a curated record. Gene Ontology annotation, biological process: transmembrane transport.